This is a messenger RNA of Fusarium poae, 1482 nucleotides long. RefSeq lists its product as uncharacterized. The coding region runs from base 1 to 1482 and encodes 493 amino acids. The transcript is spliced from 2 exons. The record is from RefSeq and is a predicted model, not a curated record. NCBI's taxonomy places the organism in Eukaryota, Fungi, Ascomycota, Sordariomycetes, Hypocreales, Nectriaceae.
AUGACAAGCGAGCGACGUGAUUCGUUCAGUGAGGACUGGGAAGAGCUCGACAAUGUCGGCUCUGUCAUGUCCUCAGAUGGAUCAUCCAGGACGGCAUCACCAGCCCCGCUUGAGGAAUACAACCCUGCAAUCGUGUCACCAGCUGACCCGAGGUAUGCAAAGUACUACAUGCCGCUAGCGCUACGACCGAAAGACGACAAGGCUGUCAACACACAACUGACCCCGACAACUACUGGCGCGACAAAUGAUGCACCGCAAGGCGUUGCACCUAGCGAAUCUCGCUCCUCCCAACCCCCCCAGAACAAGGACGUAGUGGUACCCGACGAUCUCAUUACACUAAGGACGAUAUCCAGGCAACCUGGAGACUUGCCAAUGAGCUGGAAUGGCCAGAAAUGGGUACUGCCACCAUCAGUUCAAGAACAAAAAGACCUCGGGUGCCAUGAUGAAGUUUCAGAAAUGGAUACUGGCCGCGACCAAGGUAAACGCGGCAGAAAUAUUCACCAUGACAACCCAGAUGUACACCUUCAGGCUUGUAGCAAUACAAUGACCACCCUUGCCAAUGUCGCAAAUCUCGCCUAUAGCAUCGGCGGCAAUCGAAUCUCCACAAUGAGUAUGAUCCAUCAAACAUGCGGCCGCCUAUUGAUACAGACAAAAGAGCUUAAGCAUAUGCUCAAAGUGUAUAGAACACACUGGGCGGCCCAAGGAUCUAAUGGAUCUGUUGCCGACAUUCCUGUGAGGCCCGAUGUCUUGGAGUGGAUUUAUCAGCUUCGAGAUCAACUCUUUACAACAACACAGCAGUUAGAAACUGCCAGGUAUAAGAAUCAUGUUCUCGGGACGGCUUCGGACAUACCUCUGGAUGUCAAUUCGGGACUUGCACGUUGUGGAGAAGGCUUGGGAAGACUCAGUAAUUCCUUUGAUGAGGUUUUGCCCAUCCUACGACAGGAAUUUGACACAUUUACGGAGGCACAUUUGGCCUUUCAGCCUACCGUAAUUGACUACUCAAAACCGAGGCCAAUCCCUCGUAUACCUAUCAAAUCGAUCAUUAGCCGCAUCCACAAAGAAUUCUGCGAUUUGCAAGACUGUCUCGUCUCGCUGAGUUACUUUCUCAAAGAAGUCAACACCGAUCCUUGUUUCGACUGGAUCAUAGACCCUGCUGUUACCAACUUGGCAGACCAUGUCAUCGAUAUCAUCGCAAAGACACUGGAGAAUGAUCCUCCCGAGUGGCUAGAGUCUCACGAAGCUGUGCUAGGGGGAUUGACGUACCAACAGUUUGUAAAUUUGGAUGCCGACAUGCUCCAUUUGUUUUUUGUACACCUCAAGUGGCUCAAGGACGAGCUUGAUGUGGUGCCUGACGAGGAUGGGGCUUUGUCUUCGUGGAAGAAGGUGCGGGAUUAUCAGGUUGAGCAGCUGGCGAGAGGUGGAAAGCUGGAAGAGAUCCGUCACUUUAUUGACCAUUUGAGACUAGAGUUUCAAUUGUCUUAG